AUGACCAAUUUCAACCACUCGCAGCGGAAGCAUGUGUUCUCGGUGACGCUAUCGAGUGCCCUUCGCUGUUACACCUGCAACUCGGACGACAACUCGGAGUGUUUUUCACCGCCCAUGAACUUUACCGAGGAGGAGUACCGCGAUAAGGAAAGCGUACCGGGACGUUUACUGCGCGAAUGCCCACUGGACGAGCAGGGCCGUGAGCCAUUCUGUCGCAGCCAGUAUCUUCUAGUGCUCGGUGGAAACUUGCCGGAUCACACCCGCGUGUGGCGGGAGUGUGGUUACGAGCGAGCCAAGCGACCCUGUUACCGUUUCGAGAACGGUGGCCACGAUGAAACCGUCUGCCAGUGCUUCACCGAUGGUUGCAAUGGCGCAACGCAAGGCACCAUCUCCCUGUUGGUGCUGAUCGCUUCCGCUGGGCUGCUGACGACCCGGAUGCUGGCGCGCUCGGCUUGA
This is a messenger RNA of Anopheles nili, 456 nucleotides long. RefSeq lists its product as uncharacterized. The transcript is spliced from 3 exons. Bases 1 to 456 code for a protein of 151 amino acids. Gene Ontology annotation, biological process: regulation of synaptic transmission, cholinergic; positive regulation of voltage-gated potassium channel activity; sleep. The record is from RefSeq and is a predicted model, not a curated record. Lineage: Eukaryota; Metazoa; Arthropoda; Insecta; Diptera; Culicidae.